Molecule: messenger RNA, 1842 nt
Organism: Rhodofomes roseus
Lineage: Eukaryota; Fungi; Basidiomycota; Agaricomycetes; Polyporales; Fomitopsidaceae
Exons: 2
Coding region: 1-1842 (613 amino acids)
Source: RefSeq, a predicted model, not a curated record
AUGGAGCAUCGUACACCUCGCUCUGGUCAACUGCACCACUAUCUACCGCGCUUUGUUGCACGUGGAUGGCUACAGGAGGUCAAGAAAGUGACCAGUGUGGGCAAAAAGUCCAACGGUGGGCGUAACAAAGGCCGUCAACGGCCUCAAGAGUACAAACAGGAACUCAUCAACUCCUACGACAUACAGUCUGAUGAACUGCACUUGGGCACGACCGAUCUUGGCAAGACCUUCGGUAUCGUUGACAUGUACAAGGAUCAUGACGCGGAUCUGACCGAUGCGUAUCGCGUCGAGAAAGCCUUCGCCAAACUCGAGGGCGACGUUGCGCGUAUCUUCCGUGUCUUGGAGGCUGCGGAGCAUCGGGGACGUUCUUCUGUGGAGCUGGUCCGCUCUGACCUCAAUAUACUCCGGAAGUUCCUCUUCCUCACAUUCUAUCGCAACGGGAAUCAUUCGCGUCAAUUCAUCGAAAAUCACUUCGACCCGAACACGGCGAAAAUGGUAGAGGAGUACAGGGUCCAAAACGGACUGGCCGACUCUCGUGCAGUAUGGCUCCGCCAACUCUCCCUACUCCUCGAGGAUGAACAUUGGGAGGUGGCGCAUGAUGAACGUCUAUUGUGGACAGCCCGUGUGGAUUACAAAUACGACGCUUGGGACAUGAAAACCGGGUUCUAUCGCGCACCUCCUGACACCGAGUUCAUCCUCACUGAGGACGGACUCGGCCUCGGAGAGGGUAGGGCAACACCGAUGCAUGCUAUGCAUGACAUGCUGUCCCCUGGUGCUCCAAGCCCUUCUUAUGUCGUCCUGACCCAGACAUUUCCCAUUACCCCGAAGCUCGUAAUCAUCUUGCGUUCGAAGUUGAUGGGGUUUUACACUUCGUUCUUCCAUGAUAUAGCCCAAACGCCCUCGAAGACGACUUACAUCCCUCCGCUCCCGCGCAACUCGUAUGAUUGGGUGAAAUCUCGUGACGAGAUGACUGCCGAGGACCUAAAGGAGGAGGAGGACUUCUCCGAGCGCGGCUUGCUGAACGGACAAUUCCUCCACAGCCGUUUGAAGGACAGGUUCGAUUUUGCUAUCGACACCCUAACUGUCGACCAAGCGCAACGAGUCAACACUCUACUGCUCACACAUUGUAGAGAGACUAUCUCCUUCCGCACCCCGGCAUGCCUCCUGCGGUCCAUUGCUGCAUUUGAGAAGGACAGGCAGUUGACGACCGAGAGGAAGGACCGAUACGCAUCGCUCAAGGCGAAGCUGGCGGCAAUACAAGUGCCGUCGCCAUCUACCCCCGUGCCCACGUCAGCCCCGCCUGGCUCGCCGGGGAUGUCGAUGAGCCCUUCACCUCCCCCUCCCCAGCCAGUGUCGACUUCUCCUGACCAUCCUUCCGCAUCGCGGCAUCAGGACCCGGAGACAUUGCCGUUGGAAAUGAGCAUGCCUGGCCUCAGAGGUGCAUUCAAGAAACAGAAGGCACGCGCUGUCCCCACUCCCGAUAGUCCAAACACUUCAGUCAGUGAACCUCUUUCCCUCCCAGUCGUCGUCCCCUCGGAGCAGGGUCAUUCCGGCGAGACGACGACGGGACCGCCGCUCUCCGGAGUCUCUUCUCCCCCUGUCCCCAUUCCGGACAGUCCAGACACUUCAGUCAGUGAACACCUUUUCCUCCCAGUCCCCUCGGAACAGGAUCAUUACACUACGGAACCGCCGCACUCCGAAGUCUCUUCUUCCCUUUCCGCUGCUGGUGCACAGACCAUGCUCACAAACGUCGUUGAACCGCUGAUUGUUUGUUUGAUUGCUUGUUUGAUCCUUUAUUUCUUCCCUUUGUCGUCACUGAGGGCAUACUUCUCAGGCUACUAA